Messenger RNA from Lacerta agilis (Sand lizard), 2594 nucleotides. RefSeq names its product isthmin 2 (gene ISM2). Lineage: Eukaryota; Metazoa; Chordata; Lepidosauria; Squamata; Lacertidae. The record is from RefSeq and is a predicted model, not a curated record. The transcript is spliced from 6 exons. The coding region runs from base 105 to 1586 and encodes 493 amino acids.
UUUUGGUUUCUUGCGAGACCGGCGAGGUUGGAUUAUUGGUGCGCGCUGCCUGCCUUGUGAGUGUGUGUGCUUGGCAGGAGGUGCGGUGGAGUUGGGAGGAAGAGAUGUCUAAGAUCGGAGGGAAAAUUGUGCUUAUCCUUAGCUUCGUGUUUCUGACGACUUGCCUCGAUGCGGCGAAAGGGCUGCCCUUGAGGAAACAGCGCAACCACAGUCCGAAGGAAAGGAACUAUAAGUUGGUAGAGAUCUCUACUUCAUCCGACACGGCUUCAAUCAAAGAAGACGAAAUGCCGCAGUCUAACAAGGUCCGGAACCUGAGGCGAAAUGGGCGGGCCAUGCCACACAGGCAGAAACGCCGUUGGCCACUGCAACAUGCUGCAAGGAACCAGUUGGCAUCGCUCCAGCCAGGUGGCGCAACCCAGGAGGAGAGCACGCCCUUUGUGCUGGACUUGAAGAACCUGCCAGGCUUAGCCAACGUGGACCUGAGUGCCCAGAAUCCAAAUAUACAGGUGACCAUUGAGGUCGUGGAUGAUCCUCAGGCUGAGAUGGAGAUGGACCUGCUGAAGGAAACUAGCAAUGACUGGUCUCUGACCUCCUCUGAGUGGCUGUCCCACAAAGACCUCUUCUGGCCACUUUUCUGGGAGUACACGGACCCCAGGGAGGAAGGGGAGGAAGGGGACAAUUUGGACAUAAGGAGCAGGGGGGAAGAAGACGACGACGACGAAGAGGAGGAGGAAGACUAUACUUCAGAGUAUGAUGAGGAAGAAACGGUGCUGAGUGGAGUGGGAGGUGACUGGGACCAGCGGUGGCCCCAUCAGAAAAACUGGAUCUUCAAAGAGAAGUAUAAUUACGACUAUGAAGAUGAAGAGGAGUGGAGCCCUUGGUCUCCGUGCACUGUAACCUGUGGCACUGGCAACCAGAAAAGAACCCGGUCUUGUGGCUACGCAUGCACUGCUACGGAGUCGAGGACCUGUGACCUGCACCGCUGUCCUGGGGCAGAUGGGGAGUUGUCUCUUGCCACAGAAGAGACACCAUUUGAAGCUGAGAAUGCCACAGAGAUGCUAAACUCAGAUGUGGACAGCUGUGAGAAGUGGCUCAAUUGCAAGAGCGACUUCCUCAACAAAUACCUGAGCAAGGUGUUGUCGGACCUGCCCAGCUGCCCCUGCUCCUACCCACUGGAAGCCGUCUACAGCGCCGUCAACCUGCGGGACGAGCGGCAGGGCAAGAACUUCCGCUGGCGAGAUGCCAGCGGGCCCAAGGAGCGGCUGGACAUCUACAAGCCCACGGCCCGCUUCUGCCUGCGCUCCAUGCUCUCCCUGGACAGCACCACGCUGGCUGCGCAGCACUGCUGCUACGACGAGAGCGCCAGGCUGAUCACGCGAGGCAAGGGGGCUGGAGCCCCCAACCUCAUCAGCACCGAGUUCUCCCCCGAGUUGCACUACAAGGUCGAUAUGCUGCCCUGGAUCCUCUGCAAAGGGGACUGGAGCAGGUACCACGCCGUGCGGCCUCCGAAUAACGGACAGCGGUGUGCUGACAACCCCCCAGAGGAAGAGUACCUCUCUCAGUUACAGGAGGCUAGGGAGUAUUAACACAGGAAAAAAACCAAAAGACGCGGAGAGCAGGACGUUUUUGGUCUCCUGCGCGACAUACUAGGGAGUAUAACAGGGCCUCUUUUCUUCUCUCUCCUCCCCUCAGCUUUUAUGUCAACAAAGGCCUCCGCUUCAGAAUGGCUACAGAGCCGCUGCUUGUUUUGCAUUCCCUUGGUAACCAGGUAGUCUGUAGGAAACCUUAGUGCAAACUCUACAGUGGCUUCUGCCCUACGUAGUGGCCUCCAGUUUCUUUCCUGACUUCCUCGUUACCCAAAAGUUGCCACAAUUGGCCCAAAUGGGCUGUACCAGAAGGCUUGCUAUGGCCAUCCUGAGGGAUUAUAGGGAUGGGAAGAGCCAUAGGAAAAGGGGGGGGGGUGUCUUUCAAAAGGCCCAUUGUGACUCGUUUUAUACUGCACACAAGCUGUCGCACAAAGGCAGACUGGGGGAUCUUAUGGCCUAAAACUCUAAUUGGGUGCUUGAAGGUUUUUGCAUAGAGUCUGUAAGCAGUCUCAAGGUGGAUGGCUCAAUACACCUAAAUUCUGUUUUUAGCUAAAAGGGAAACUUGGUUGGACAUAUUGAGAGUGACAGAUCUGGCUUCAAGCAUCUGUUGUCUUGAUGUAGUCCUGGGGCAAGAGAAAGGAUGACGUUCCACACAGUUUGGGAGAAACUGGGAUGGAGGGGAUUUUGGGUUGUGCGUGCAUGCUUUGGAAUGUAAGUUCUGGGAUGUAUUGUGAAAACAUAUCCCCUAAAGUGGAUGAGUGGCAGAUGAAGACAACCUGCUUGCUGGGUUGAUAGAACAAUCUGGAUCUCAUUUCUACCCAGCAAGUCAGAUAGGGAAGCAAGCAAUUUUUUUAAAAAAUUACUCUUCUCUUCAGGCCAGAGGCAGGGCAGAAAACAAAGCCCAACACAUUUAUAAGACUCCAGGGGAGGAAUUGAACAUCUUGCCCUUCUGAUCAUUCUGUCAACACAAGCAUUUCGGCUUGUAAGAUAGGACAAUCCUGAGCACAG